AAAUUACAAAUUAAUAGCCCAAAACAAUUUUGGCCCACUUGAAAAACCCUAAAGCCCUUUCCAACCCGUAAGUAUAAAUAGUGCUAUUAUCGCCGCAUUUCAUCUUUCACGCUAGGGUUUCUGCAACUUCAUCUACAAUGGGUAAGGGAACAGGAAGUUUCGGUAAGAGAAGGAACAAGACUCACACACUAUGUGUGAGAUGUGGUCGCCGUAGUUUCCAUCUCCAGAAAAGCCGUUGUUCUGCUUGUGCUUAUCCUGCUGCCCGUAAAAGAUCAUACAACUGGAGUGUGAAGGCAAUCCGCAGAAAGACAACUGGUACUGGACGUAUGAGGUACCUCCGCAAUGUCCCUCGCAGAUUCAAGACCAAUUUCAGAGAAGGAACUGAAGCAGCUCCAAGGAAGAAGGCCGCCGCUUCUGCUUGAAUCCCUUGGAGAGAGUAAUUGAGGAGGCUACUUUUGAUUACGUUAGCUUAAUUUGGGUUUUCGAGUAUUAGAGAGCGAGAAAAUUUUGGGAAACUUGUGUCCGGGGUUUGAUGCUCAGUCAAAAUUAGAGUUAUUUAUGUUACCAUUAUCAAAAAAAAAAAAUUAGAGUUAUUUAUAUUUUGGAAAUGUGUUGUUGAAAUUAUCAUUUUGAUACAGAUGGAUUUUAUUUUAUAGUGCUUUCUAUUUUUGGUU
Lycium barbarum (goji berry) is the source of this 674-nucleotide messenger RNA. RefSeq names its product large ribosomal subunit protein eL37x. The record is from RefSeq and is a predicted model, not a curated record. Gene Ontology annotation, molecular function: RNA binding; structural constituent of ribosome. Gene Ontology annotation, biological process: translation. Lineage: Eukaryota; Viridiplantae; Streptophyta; Magnoliopsida; Solanales; Solanaceae. The transcript is spliced from 4 exons. Gene Ontology annotation, cellular component: cytosolic large ribosomal subunit; ribosome. The coding region runs from base 138 to 422 and encodes 94 amino acids.